Mesorhabditis belari is the source of this 453-nucleotide messenger RNA. The record is from the annotation of a GenBank genome assembly. NCBI's taxonomy places the organism in Eukaryota, Metazoa, Nematoda, Chromadorea, Rhabditida, Rhabditidae.
AUGAUUUUCAAGGCUUUGCUUUUAUUUGUGAUUUUCUUGGGAACUAUUUCCUGUCGACGAACACAAUGGCCUGUGCAACGAUUUUUCAGCCUCGAUGAGAUGAAAGACGGGGAAACGUAUUUGAUUUUCUACUAUUGGAACGAGUGUCAACGAUCGAAUUGGGUACUGCCCGAGAUUCAGAAAGCCGCACAGAAAUUGUUGGAUGAUUAUGGGAUAAAGACAGCCUCUCUUGAUUGGGAGGAUAUCGGGAUCGGUUUUAUUAAUAUUGAUCAACGUUUGGAGAAACUCCCAGGAGUGUACGUUCGAUCAAGAGAUGGAAUUCGAAUGAGAUAUUCAGGGAAUCCUGUUGAUGCCACUGCUGAGGAUUUUGUCAAUUUCGUCUUGACAUAUCGCUUCCACGCAAAGAAAACCGAUUUCGGACUUCACGAUCAUUGGGGAACUGCGUUUCGAGCU